AUGAAGCGCUGCCUCACCUCUCUUCUGGUGUUGUCCCUGGCGUGCGCCGCACUGGCCGCGCCCGCGCUGCGCGCCGGCGGCAUCACGUCCGAGGCGGCAGAGGCGGCGGCCGCGCCCGCGCGCGCGCUGCUUUCCGAGAAGAAGGCCGCGGCCGUCAAGGCGGCCGCCAGCCAGAAGAACUUCCCCGGCGGCUUCGGCGGCGGCUUCAGCAACGCCAACGCAGCCGCCAACGCCGAGUCGUUCGACUUUGGCGAUGACUACGGCGGCGGCUGGGGCGGCCCCAGCGGCUGGGGCGGCCUCACGCCGGUCGCUGCCAACGCCCAGGCCUUCACCAACGCUGGCUUUGGCGGCUUUGGCGCGCUCUCCAGCAGCAACGCCGCGGCCAACGCGCAGACCUUCAGCCAGGGUGGCGUGAGCGCCGCCAAGGCCUCCGCCCAGACUUUCAGCAGCGGCGGUGGCUUUGGCGGUGGCGCCAGCACCGCCAGCGCCUCUGCCUCCUCGUCUUCCCUGGGCGGGGGCGGCGGCUGCUGGGGUUGCGGCGGCGGCUUUGGCGGCUUUGGCGCGAGCCGCGCCAACGCAGCUGCCAACGCGGUGGGCGGUGGCUUUGGCGGCUUUGGCGGGUUUGGCCGCCACCUGCUGAGCCUGCUGAAGCUGUGA
This is a messenger RNA of Monoraphidium neglectum, 657 nucleotides long. RefSeq lists its product as hypothetical. The transcript has 4 exons. The record is from RefSeq and is a predicted model, not a curated record. NCBI's taxonomy places the organism in Eukaryota, Viridiplantae, Chlorophyta, Chlorophyceae, Sphaeropleales, Selenastraceae. The coding region runs from base 1 to 657 and encodes 218 amino acids.